This is a messenger RNA of Salpingoeca rosetta, 237 nucleotides long. RefSeq lists its product as uncharacterized. Gene Ontology annotation, cellular component: cytosol. The record is from RefSeq and is a predicted model, not a curated record. Gene Ontology annotation, molecular function: polyribonucleotide nucleotidyltransferase activity; 3'-5'-RNA exonuclease activity; RNA binding. NCBI's taxonomy places the organism in Eukaryota, Choanoflagellata, Craspedida, Salpingoecidae. Bases 1 to 237 code for a protein of 78 amino acids. Gene Ontology annotation, biological process: mRNA catabolic process. The transcript has 2 exons.
AUGAAAAAAAAAGUGUCGUGCCGGGUGCUGUCUGCGGACGGGGAGGCCGACCCAACGGUGCUGGCGAUCAACGCGGCCGCUGCUGCGCUCCAGCGGGCAGGCGUCCCCUGGGACGGCCCUGUUGCGGGUGUGCGCAUUGCACGCACGCAGCGCGGGGCACUUGUCACGAACCCGGACCUGAAGACUCUGGAGGGCGCAGACUGGAACAUGGUGCGAUUGGUUGCGGAGCGCUGGUGA